AAUAUAUUAAUUAAUUGAAUCUGAGUUUUUGGAGUCACCUUCAAGUGACAUUUUCUAUAAUAAACGGAAGAAAAUUGUUAUUAAUUUUUUGCUGUUCAUGGGGAUUUGUUAUUUUAGACAAAAUACUUAUAAUUAUUAAAUAACCUGAAAUGGGUGGAAAGUAUUCUAGUAUGGAUCCAGCAGACAUUCAAAUUCCUAAUCUUAAAAGUUUAUUGGAUAGAGAUCCUUAUUUAAAACCUUACAAAAAUGAAAUUAAGAAAAGAUACGCUUUAUUUAAAGAUUACCUGGAAAAAAUUGAAACAGGAGAAAAAGAUUUAGAUUCUUUUUCAAAGUCAUAUAUGAAGUUUGGCAUCCAUUUAAAUGAAGAUAAUUCCGUAUCAAUUAAAGAAUGGGCACCAGGAGCGGAGCAAGUUUUCCUAACAGGAGAUUUCAACAACUGGGCGAAAACAGAAAAUCCUUUUCAAAAGUUAGAAUAUGGAAAAUGGGAAUUGUUUAUACCGCCAAAUAACGAUGGAACGUGUCAAUUAAAACAUUUGUCAGAAAUUAAGAUCAUCAUCAAAGAUAAAAAUGGUCAAUACCUUGAAAGAUUGAGUCCUUGGGCAACAUAUGUUACUCAAGCAAAUAACCCUUCCAAUGAUACGUCAUACAAACAGAGAUUAUGGGUUCCAGGACCUGAUCAGCUAUACAUUCCUAAGUAUCCAAAACCAAAGAAACCAAGAAGUUUACGUAUAUAUGAAUGUCACGUAGGUAUUGCAACACAAGAAUGUCGUGUUGGAACAUAUUCGGAAUUCACUACAAAUAUUAUACCUCGUAUUGUCAAGCAAGGAUAUAAUGCUAUUCAACUAAUGGCUAUAAUGGAACACGCUUAUUAUGCUUCUUUUGGAUAUCAGGUUACUUCAUUCUAUGCAGCAUCAUCUCGAUUUGGCACUCCCGAGGAAUUAAAGCAAUUAGUCGACGAAGCUCAUAGAAAUAAUUUAUAUGUAUUUCUGGAUGUCGUACAUUCCCAUGCUUCAAAAAAUACGUUAGAUGGUUUAAAUAUGUUUGAUGGAACUGAGGCAUGUUUUUUUCAUUCUGGAUAUAAAGGGCAACAUCCGCUAUGGGAUAGCAGAUUAUUUAACUAUGGAGAUUACGAAGUAUUACGGUUCCUGCUGUCAAAUUUACGUUGGUAUAUAGAAGAAUACAAAUUCGAUGGAUUCAGAUUUGACGGUGUCACGUCGAUGUUGUAUCACUCAAGAGGAAUGGGCCAGGGAUUUAGUGGACAUUAUGAUGAAUAUUAUGGAUUAAAUGUUGAUGUUGAAGGUGUUGUUUAUCUGAUGCUAGCUAAUCACAUGCUUCACGAACUUUAUCCUGAAUUAAUAACAAUAGCGGAAGAUGUCAGUGGCAUGCCAGGUUUAUGUAGACCUGUAAAUGAAGGUGGAGUAGGAUUUGAUUAUCGUUUGGGAAUGGCCAUCCCAGAUAAGUGGAUAAAAUUACUAAAAGAAUCCAAAGAUGAAGAUUGGAACAUGGGUGAUAUUGUUUGGACACUUACUAAUCGAAGAUGGCUGGAAAAAACAGUUGCCUACGUAGAGUCACACGAUCAAGCUCUCGUUGGAGAUAAAACUGUGGCUUUCUGGCUGAUGGAUAAAGAAAUGUACUCUUAUAUGAGUACUUUGAGUCCACAAAAUUCUGUAAUAACUCGAGGGAUAGCUCUUCAUAAUAUGAUCGUAUUGAUAACACACUCAUUAGGAGGAGAAGCUUUCCUCAAUUUUAUGGGCAACGAAUUUGGACAUCCAGAAUGGUUGGAUUUUCCUCGCCAAGGCAAUAAUGAAAAUUAUAAUUAUGCAAGAAGACAGUGGAAUUUGAUAGAUGAUGAAUUAUUAAAGUAUAAAUUUAUGGGAAGAUGGGAUGCUGCCGUCAAUUCACUCGAAGAGAAAUAUGGAUGGUUGUCUUCUGAUCCAGCCUACGUUUCAUGGAAACAUGAAGAUGAUAAAAUAAUUACAUUCGAAAGAGCAAACCUUGUAUUUGUAUUCAACUUUCAUCCCUACAAAUCAUUUGCUGAUUAUCCUGUAGGAGUAAAUCAACCUGGAAAGUAUAAAAUUGUUUUAAAUAGUGAUAACUUAGAAUUUGGCGGAGAUGAUCGCAUUGAUAUAAAUGUAUUACAUUGUACAAAGCCAGAACCAUUUGCGAAUAGAUUGCAUAGGAUAUUCAUUUAUAUACCAUCUCGGACUACGAUUGUAUAUAAAUUAGAUGAAUGAUGCUGAUUGCGCUACAAUAUUGGAGCAAUGUUUUUAGCUUUCAAGGAUGCUUCAUGUAAUAAACGGUGAAAUUAGAAACAUAUUCUUAUUCAGUUUCUCUAUUAGUUGAAGGUUAUGAAAGGCUUAUUUCUGAUAUUAUAAUGAAUUAAAUUUGAUUUUUAUAAUAAGUGCAUUAAAGAAAUU
This is a messenger RNA of Phymastichus coffea, 2417 nucleotides long. RefSeq names its product 1,4-alpha-glucan-branching enzyme (gene AGBE). NCBI's taxonomy places the organism in Eukaryota, Metazoa, Arthropoda, Insecta, Hymenoptera, Eulophidae. Gene Ontology annotation, cellular component: cytoplasm. The transcript has 10 exons. The record is from RefSeq and is a predicted model, not a curated record. Gene Ontology annotation, molecular function: hydrolase activity, hydrolyzing O-glycosyl compounds; cation binding; 1,4-alpha-glucan branching enzyme activity. The coding region runs from base 150 to 2234 and encodes 694 amino acids. Gene Ontology annotation, biological process: glycogen biosynthetic process.